Puma concolor (puma) is the source of this 1862-nucleotide messenger RNA. RefSeq names its product leucine zipper and EF-hand containing transmembrane protein 2 (gene LETM2). The record is from RefSeq and is a predicted model, not a curated record. Gene Ontology annotation, biological process: intracellular monoatomic cation homeostasis. Gene Ontology annotation, cellular component: mitochondrial inner membrane. Gene Ontology annotation, molecular function: ribosome binding. NCBI's taxonomy places the organism in Eukaryota, Metazoa, Chordata, Mammalia, Carnivora, Felidae.
CAGUUUGGACUCUGGAGAACCACCAACACAGGAAACCGAUUUACCUCCACUUGAAUUAUUAGUUCCUAUGUUGACUAGUUGAGACAAAUAUAAACAUGGCUUUCUACAGUUAUAAUACAAUCUUAGCUAUUGCCCGAACAAGAUUCCCUAGCCAUUUUGUCCAUCUCACCAGCUCUUCUUACUCCCCAUCAUUUGCACUUCUUCACUUGCCAGAUUCCCAUUUAAAGAAAACAUAUGUGAAGGACUAUGGAAGCAAGAAGCAUUCCUGUCCUAAUCAGUCAGGCAGUAAAGUACUGCACUUACGAACUAGAAUAAUACAAAAGCUACACACAUCAACUUGCUGGCUACAAGACGUCCCUGGUAAACCUCAGCCGGAGCAAACCCCAAAAAAGCCACAGGUGACAAACCCUGAGCCCACGAAAGGAACUGGCAUGAAGAUUAAAGAAGAAAGGCGAUCUUAUAGACAAAAAAUUAUGGGUGAACUUAAAUAUUAUUACAAUGGAUUUUAUUUACUUUGGAUUGACACCAAAGUUGCUGCCCGGAUGGUUUGGAGGCUAUUGCAUGGACAGGUGCUGACCAGACGAGAGAGACGAAGGCUCUUGAGAACUUGUGCUGAUUUCUUCCGCCUGGUUCCAUUUAUGGUGUUCCUCAUUGUACCCUUCAUGGAAUUCUUAUUACCAGCAUUUCUGAAAUUCUUCCCAGAGAUGUUGCCAUCAACUUUUGAAAGUGAAUCCAAAAAGGAAGAAAAACAGAAAAAGAAAAUGGCUGCAAAGUUGGAACUAGCAAAAUUUCUUCAAGAAACAAUUACAGAAAUGGCAAGGAGGAACAGGGCCAAGUUGGGAGACGCCUCUACACAGUUCUCAUCCUACGUCAAACAGGUUCAGACAGGCCACAAGCCCAGUACAAAGGAGAUAGUUCGCUUUUCCAAACUGUUUGAGGAUCAGCUAACCCUGGAACACCUAGACCGACCUCAGCUGGUCGCCCUCUGCAAACUACUAGAACUGCAGCCUUUUGGAACCAACAAUUUGCUUCGCUUUCAACUUCUGAUGAAACUGAAGUCUAUCAAAGCAGAUGAUGAAAUAAUUGCCAAAGAAGGGGUGAGUGCUUUGAGCGUGUCAGAACUGCAGGCUGCCUGCAGGGCCCGAGGAAUGAGAUCCCUGGGUCUCACUGAGGAGCAACUGAAACAGCAGCUCACAGAGUGGCAGGACCUCCACCUGAAGGAGAAUGUCCCUCCUUCUCUGUUGCUCCUGUCCCGAACCUUCUACCUGAUAGAUGUGAAGCCAAAGCCAGUUGAGAUACCACUAAGUGGGGAGUCUCCAAAGAUGGAUAUUCCUGUGGAACCAGCUACUUCUCCUGAAUCUAAAGAGAACCUGCUGGAUGUAGCACCUCCACUGAAGGGAACUAAGGAUGAGGAAUGUAUACAACUGCCCCCAGUUACCUCAUCGUCCAUACUGCCAUCUUCACCUGUUUCAUUACCGAAAGGACUCAUCCCUUCUGCUAAAGAAGCUACACUCCAGGUCAAAUCCCAAAAGACAACCCAGAACAGCAAGGCUAGUUCAAAAGGAGCAUAAGGACUACUGAGGACGAAGCUCACUCUCUCCAGCUCCCUGCCCUCCGCAGUGGCAUCCAUAACGGGCCGCCCAGCUAAGACGAUCUGUGUCUGGUUUGAGAAGAGAUCAGCCAUUUCGUCCUUGGGGCCUUGUAACCAUCCAGAUGAUGUCAGCAGUGAGACCAAGUUCAGACCGUUUAGAAAUAUAAUUGCAAAGCCAACUUCCUCUGUACCAUUAUGUCAUCCCACUAAACUUUGUGUAAAGCCCCCUCCCCAUGUUAUUUUUGAACAGCUUCGUAUUUGUGUGCGUGUC